This is a messenger RNA of Folsomia candida, 2853 nucleotides long. RefSeq names its product maltase-glucoamylase, intestinal. Gene Ontology annotation, molecular function: carbohydrate binding; alpha-1,4-glucosidase activity. The record is from RefSeq and is a predicted model, not a curated record. Gene Ontology annotation, biological process: carbohydrate metabolic process. Bases 104 to 2749 code for a protein of 881 amino acids. The transcript is spliced from 16 exons. Lineage: Eukaryota; Metazoa; Arthropoda; Collembola; Entomobryomorpha; Isotomidae.
CGGGCAUAAUUCAGCAGCAGAUAAAAGUAUAAAUAUGAACAGGUCACGCCUAAAAGUUGGUCAGUUCCCAGAUAGACUGCACGUAGCAUCAUAUUAGUUAAAAAUGUUUAGGAUGCUGCUAUAUCUUAUUUUCGGUGUAAUAUUUUUAGCUUCUGGCUUGUCGGCUCAAACGUGUGUCCCUGAUGCGGAACGAGUCGAUUGUCACCCAGACCCAAAUGCCUCCACGGAACGGUGUCUCGCGAGAGGCUGUCUUCAUUGCCCACCCGACGUGCCAGACCAAAACGUUCCGACCUGCUACUUUCCGAAAGACUAUGGGUAUUCCAUGGUAGGUGAACCGGUAGAUACGGGAAAUGGUGUCAGAGUCGAGCUUGUUCGCACUACAACAAGCACAUUAUUUGGGGGCGAUUCCAUGAAUCUUACUCUUGAAGCUGAUUUUCAAUCCGACUACAGACUUCGAAUCAAGAUUACCGAUGGCACUCCACGAUGGGAAGUUCCGCUUCAGAUUGAUCCUCCAACAGGCGGAAAUGAAAAUAGACGCUAUGAAGUCAUUUUUACCAAUGUCCCCGUUUUCUCCUUUAAGAUCUUGAGAAGACCGACAGGCACAACCAUAUUUGACAGCUCCCUGGGUGGCUUUACAUUUUCUGAUCAGUUUCUACAAUUAGCGUUCAAAUUGCCAAGUCGAAAUGUGUAUGGCAUUGGAGAAAAUGAGCAACACAGUUUUAGACACUCAUUCGAUAAAUUUCCACGCUGGGUGCUGUGGGCACGAGACGCUGCUCCAUCAGGAGAUGUAAAUCUUUAUGGGGUUCAGCCACAUUACACUGUUUUGGAGGAAGAUGGGAACGCUCAUGCUGUAGCAAUUGUCAACAGCAAUGCACAAGAGUUCGUUAUGCAUCCCAAUCCUGGAAUUGUUUAUCGUACAAUUGGAGGCAUUUUCGAUAUGUAUUUCUUUCUUGGACCGACACCUGAGAGUGUAGCACAGCAAUACAGCGAGGCAGUUGGACGAUUUCCACUACCACCUUACUGGUCACUGGGUUUCCAACUUUGCAGAUUUGGAUAUGAUCACAUUGACAAUAUGAGAGCAGUUGUUGAUCGAAUGAUUGCGUCAGAAAUUCCUUAUGACGUUCAAUACGGCGAUAUUGAUAUUAUGGAUAGACGGCUGGAUUUCACGAUCGACCCCAUAAAUUUUGCUGGGCUUGGAGCCUAUGUCCAAGAACUGAAAACACAAGGAAUACGAUUCAUGACCAUUUUGGAUCCCGGAAUUUCUAUUGGCGAACCUAACGGUACAUAUCCACCCUUUGAACUGGGUCAAGAAAUGGAAGUUUGGAUUACAAAACAAGAUGAUACGCCUGCUCAAGGUCGUGUGUGGCCGCCUGACGAUGUGUACUUUGCCGACUUUUCUAAAAAUUCAACUAGGGAAUGGUGGAAAUUAUUAAUAAAAAAGUUUCACGAUGAAGAGCUGGAAUUUGCUGCUCUUUGGAUUGACAUGAAUGAACCUGCAAAUUUUGUCCACGGAGACAUAAAUGAUGGCGGAUGCGUUACAACUUCAAUAAAUGAUCCACCAUACCUUCCCCGUGUCCGAGGAGAUUCUCUUUACAGUAACACAUUAUGUCCCGAUCACAAAGAUUCAAUGGGGAUCCACUACAAUACGCACUCACUAUAUGGCUGGAGUCAAUCAGAACCCACCUUUAUAGCUAAUAAUGAAGCUGUGGGAACUCGAUCAUUUGCCCUAUCACGCUCCACGUUUUUAGGAUCGGGACGAUGGAUAACACAUUGGCUGGGAGACAAUCAUAGUAACUGGGAUAACUUGCUCUAUUCCAUAAUUGGGAUGCUGCAAUUUAAUCUGUUUGGAAUUCCGUUUGUUGGGCCGGACAUUUGCGGACAUAACAACAACGCCACUGCUGAAAUGUGCGGAAGAUGGAUGCAAUUGGGGGCAUUUUAUCCUUUUUCUAGAAACCAUAAUGGUUAUGGACACAUUGAUCAAGACCCUGCCGCAUUCGAUGGCGCUAUUAUUGAAAUUUCCAAAUCCGCAUUAAACACCAGAUAUCGACUUCUCCCCUACUUGUACACACUUCUCGCCAUGCACUACAUGAACGGAAACACUGUGGCCAGAGCCCUUUGGCACGAGUUUCCUCAGGACCCUGAAACUCGUGGAAUUGAUCGACAAUUCAUGUGGGGAUAUGGUCUCGUUAUAAGUCCCGUAAUUGACGAAGGUGCGACCAAUGUCACUGCCUACUUCCCAGAUGCUCGAUUUUAUGACUACUACACGGGCGGAGAAGUGGCUGUCCGAAAAGGCUACGUUGAACUCGAUGCUCCAUUUACACACAUUCCGCUUCACAUUCGGGGUGGGGGUGUCCUUCCGGUCCAGGCAUCAGCAGUCAAUACGGACCUUGCGAGACGGAAUCCGUUGGGCUUGAUUGCUGCAUUAGACGACAGGGGAGAAGCUAGAGGAAACUUUUACUAUGACGCCGGAGACAGUCUUGAACCGAUUGCGUCUGGGACAUACUUUUUGGCGGAUAUUGCUGUCAACCAACCUGGUGUGCUCACAUAUGUGGUCAGGACCAAUGGAUAUGUUGAAAUGAACCAACAGGUCAUGGGAAAUAUUACCGUUAUGGGAGGCGUGGCCGUGACUAGCGUUACAGUCAAUGGAAGUCCACAUGCUGAAUUUUCAUUUUCUCCAGUGACAAACCAACUUGAUAUUUACGAGCUGGGUUUAGUCGCAAAUCUAAAUUUUACUGUAGAAUGGGUUUAAUUAAUAAUCCAGAAUAGAUUAUUGAUUGUUUGAGACGUUACAUUGUGCAUGACAAAUUAGUUUGUCAAUAAAAUGUUAAUAAAAUUAUUGAAACAAUAAGUUAA